AUGGCAGAGGCAGCAGUAGUCAUGGCAAAGCCAGCACCGCGCAAGGUAUCCUUCAGCUCGACGCUGCCUUUGGGCCUGGCACCCAUGACGGCCGUGUCAACAACAUCAACAGCGUCACCACCACCACCACCACCCGCACAGGGGCCAAGCACGCCGCGGACGGGCAGCAAGCCGCGCUUCCAGCGCUCGCCGUACGUCGGGCUCGCGAACGGCGCGGGCACCGAGUCGGAGUCAGACGCCACGAGCGACGUGUUCGCGCCCUCGCCUUCGCCUGCAACCCCGCCCGCGCGCUUGUUCCGCUCGCCGCUCCGCGCGCGCGCCACAAACGUGCACGGAGACGACGUGUUUGGGGACAGUAACGCGUGGACUGUCCCCCGCAGUCCUAGGGCCGACGAGAGCGAGGACGACCUCCUCCCCCCGCGCGACGGCGAGAGCCCGUCCCCCUCCCCGCGGAAGAGUGCGUCGGUGAUGGAACGUGUGCUGAACGUAGCAGAAACGCCGCUCCCAAGGCUUGAUUUCAGCCGCGCCGCUGCGACGCCGUUGACUGCGCGCCGCGCGUUCGCGCCCAAGUCCAUCUCGGCGAGCGUGUCCCCCGCGCCGGAGAUCCGGCUCGGCCGCAAGAUCAGCUUGAAUAACCUCGGCUCGAGCGUGAGCUUGAGCUCGGUGGUCAGCGCGAGCGCCAACUCGUCCCUUGGCGGCUUUGACGAGUGGGACGAGGACGAGGCCGAGGAGGUCGACCUUGCAGUCGGGAUCUUCAGGCCUGAGGAGGACAGCUUUGCCGUCGACGGCCACUACGGCUUCGACGCAAGCCGCGACAGCUUCGACCACACGCCCGACCUCGGCGUGCCGGAGGUCGCUGUCGAAGAGGAAACCGACCGCUCCCUCUCCAUCCCGAGCACGCCAACGCGGAUCAGCAGCGUCACGGACGGCCUGCUGGCCAUCACGCCGAAGGACGAGCUCGCGAGCCCCCGCGACGAAGCGAGCGACCAGUACUUUUCGCCGAUCGACAUCCUCGCCUCCCCGCUUGCCGUCCCGUCGCCGGGCGGCUCGAUCCAGAUCCUCUCGCCGUCGCCUCAUCGGCCACUGGCCGCGCCGUCCGUGCCUACCACGCCGAGCCGCGAGGCGCUGGGGUACAACUCGGACGAGAGCGACGAGUGGCGCCCGCGCACGCGGCCGCUGUCGACCAAGAAGCGCAUCGUGUUCGACUCGGACGACGACGAGGCUGGGCCAGCAGUGUUUGCCGUUGAGGACUCGCCCGAGCUCGUCAAGCGCGUCGUGGUUGAUGAUAGCGACGACGAGGUGCCCAGGCCGAGGCCAAGAGGGCUGAAGGGCCGCACGCCGGCAGCGCUGCAUUUCUUGGAGGAGUCGGAGGAUGACGACGACGAAGAGGAAGGCGAGGAUUAUGAGGAAGAGGACACCGCCGGCUCCUUGGCGGAUUUCAUCGUCGAGGACGACGGCGAGGACCUCGAGUUUGUGGUUGACGACUCGGACGAGGGCGACUUUGGCGACGAGCCAGCGUUCGAUGACGAGGAUGACGAGUUGGACGACACGGAUGACGAGGAAUUCCACGAUGCGCCAGUGUCACCGAUCAAGCGGCCACCAAUUAAGCGCCCCGGGCCAAGUAUCAUCGACUUGGUAGACACCUCGGACGAGGAAGACUUGCCCGCGCCGCGGUUCAGGAACCUCUCGAUCUCGUCCCCGCGCCUAAGGACGCAGGCAUCACUCGCGACCGCAAAGUCCAAGCGCGCAUGGGAGGUCCAGCGCGCACAGAUCGCACAGGACGUGUUUGACGACCUCGACGCGGCGGUCUUCGAGGGCCGCCUGGGCGCGGGCGGCGCCAACGCCAAGCUCGAGUGGGGGAGCCGUAUCCUCCGCUCUGCGGGCAACGCGCGCAUGUCGAGAUCACGAGUCAACGGCGAGACCGUAACGAGCUACAAGAUCACGCUGGCGGACAAGGUGCUGACAGAGGAGGGCCAAAUCCGCUCCACUGUCGCCCACGAGAUGUGCCACCUCGCGUGCUGGGUCAUCUCGAACGAGUUCAAGAACCCCCACGGGCGGAUCUUCAAGUCGUGGGGGCGCAAGGUUGAGCGCGCGAGGCGGGACAUCACGGUGGACACAAAACACAACUACACCAUUGCGUACAAGUACGAGUGGCAGUGCUCCGAGCCGACGUGCGGCAAGAUCUACGGCCGUCACUCCAAGUCGAUCGACGAGAGCAGGCACCGCUGCAGCCUGUGCCGCAGCACCCUGAGGCCACUGUUCGAUAACAAGAGCAAGGCCACCACGCCCUUCCAGGCAUACUUGAAGGCCAAUAUGGCCAACGCAAAGUCCGCGUUCGGCAACGCGCCACACGGCGACGUGAUGCGCGCCCUCUCUGAACGGUGGAAGUCUGCCGGGCCCGACGCCGAUCACGUCGCUUACUGGACUUCGCUGGCUGCAUGA
This is a messenger RNA of Vanrija pseudolonga, 2442 nucleotides long. It is a transcript of the gene SPBC19G7.04, whose product is annotated as HMG box-containing protein. The coding region runs from base 1 to 2442 and encodes 813 amino acids. Lineage: Eukaryota; Fungi; Basidiomycota; Tremellomycetes; Trichosporonales; Trichosporonaceae. Gene Ontology annotation, cellular component: nucleus. The record is from RefSeq and is a predicted model, not a curated record. The transcript is spliced from 5 exons.